AUGUCGACUAAAGAAGUACCCACGGUGAUCGAAGCCAGCGAGGAUGAGCGCGACAGCAACCAGCAACAAUCCCCGAAGAACGGUCACAGCAUCAUCAGGAACAUCUCACACUUCUCUACCCAAGGCGAGAUCGAUGCCGGCACCUCACGCUGGAAGCGCGCAGGCCCCACAAUCGCCUGCGGCGCCGGUCUCUUCAGCGACGGAUACCUCCAAAGCGUCAUCGGGGCGGUGAACACAUGCCUCUCCAGGAUCUACGGCACGCAAUACACGUCCAGCUCGUUCAAGCACAACGUGAGCUCCAUCGCGUUCGCCGGCACAGUAGUAGGCCAGCUGGUGUUUGGAUACACCAGCGACAACUACUCACGGAAGUGGUCUCUUGUCGUCUCGACGAUAAUCUUGUUCAUCUUCGCGGCAUUGUGUGCAGGCUCGUACGGGGCAGGGGGAAGCGCACAGGGCCUCUUUGCGGCGCUGACUGCGUAUAGAUUCUUGCUUGGGAUUGGGAUCGGCGGCGAGUAUCCCGCCGGCUCCGUAGGCUGUGCAGAGAACACGGCAGAGCUCAAAGCGGGCCAUCGCAACCGAUGGUUCUGUAUGUUCACGAACGUGCAGAUCGAUCUCGGCUUCGUGGUGGGAUCGAUAGUUCCCAUGGUACUUGCACGCAUGGCAUCGAAUAAUCUAGGACUUGUGUGGCGCCUAUCGUUGGGUCUUGGAGUCAUCCCACCGCUCAUCUUGUUGUACUUUCGAGUCAAGUUGAAGGAGCCAGAAGUCUUUGCGCGAGAGAGCCUGAAACGUAUCCGCACUCCAUACUGGCUUGUUGUUAGAUACUAUGGGCCACGCCUAUGUCUGGUCGCUGGAAUCUGGUUCAUCUAUGACUUCCUUACCUACCCCUUUAGCAUCUACUCGAGUGCUUGGAUAAGCGUGAUACAGCCGGAUGCCGCACUCUGGCAAACAUUUGGCUGGUCGACACUGGUCAACUUCUUCUACCUUCCCGGCGCAGUGCUCGGGGCGUUUUUAUCGGACUGGAUGGGACCUCGUCGUGCACUCUUCACAUUCGUUAUUGCCCAGGGCGUAGUCGGGUUUACAAUGUCCGCCUGCUAUGGACACCUUAAAGAGCCACGCAACAUUGCUGCCUUUGUAGUUGUCUAUGGUAUCUUCCUGGCGUUGGGCGAGAUGGGACCGGGCAAUAACAUCGGUCUGAUAGCAUCCAAAACGUGUUCGACUGGAGUGCGAGGGCGUUACUACGCCGUCGCAGCUGCCACCGGCAAGAUUGGAGCCUUUAUCGGCAACUACAUCUUCCCGUACAUUGUGGAAGCUGGAGGCGGUGAAGAUACUGUAAGAGGAGGUCAAUAUCCUUUCUACGUGGCAUCCAGCCUGUGCUUUCUCUCUGCCUUUCUCACAUGGUGGCUACCAACCAUUGACCAAAGCACAAUCGAGAAGGAAGACUUGCGGUUCCGAGAGUAUCUCGAGGCCCAUGGCUUUGAUACUACGACAAUGGGCCAGUAG
Fulvia fulva is the source of this 1500-nucleotide messenger RNA. RefSeq names its product Glycerophosphocholine permease GIT4. Gene Ontology annotation, molecular function: carboxylic acid transmembrane transporter activity. Gene Ontology annotation, biological process: carboxylic acid transport; transmembrane transport. Gene Ontology annotation, cellular component: plasma membrane. The transcript is spliced from 3 exons. Lineage: Eukaryota; Fungi; Ascomycota; Dothideomycetes; Mycosphaerellales; Mycosphaerellaceae. The coding region runs from base 1 to 1500 and encodes 499 amino acids. The record is from RefSeq and is a predicted model, not a curated record.